UUUUCUUAACUUUUUUAGCAAGUAAAAAAGGGUACUUACAGUACGGACCUCGAACUCGGUUAGUAAGAUGUAUGUUGUUAGGACAGUUACCGACUCGCGUAGCGGAGUAUUUUUGAUGAACUUCGAGGUGUUUGGAAAUGUGGUCAAAAACGGUCUUGAGUGUUUGACAUAUCCUCUCCAUAGAAACUAAAAAUAGGGAGAAAAUCGUAACAAUGUAUGCCAAUGAAGAUCAGAUAUCCAAACACUGUCACAGUCACGAUUUCCUUUGUUUAAACUUGAUGAACACUGAAUUACAUGUAGUGAGUUUGCGAACUCAGAUUAUACAAUCUGUUUUGGAAUUUCAAUGUUUUAUUUUUCGCCCAUGAUUUGUUAAACUACUGACGUUCGUGUGACGUAAGCCGAGGUAAACAAGCGCCGCGAUCUUUUCCCUGAAAAUCCACGAAUUAUAGUAAUGACCGGACGUCAAACGAUUGAAAAAUAAACUUAUAAAUAUUUUAAACUGUAAAUUAGAACUAUUGACGUUUAUAAUAUCUUGCGUGAUUCAGCAAAUUUUGCUCUAAAAGUGUUAACGACCUCUUAAAACUUAUGUUUACUGUUUAAAUUCAAGUGAAACUCAAAAGCACUGCUGUAUUUUUCUGCCUUUGCAUAAACGCCAUAGCUUUGCAAAAUUCUAUCAAAGCGUAAGCAUUUUGUCAAGACGAGGGAAGAAAAAUCUUGGCUUUUCUUCCACAUUUUGUGCCAAGGUUAGGCUUUUUACCCAUGCCCACCAGUGUUGACACAACAUGUACAAAGUGUAGAUUGCUGACCUCAUUGUGCAUAAAUAUUAAAUUUAACAGAUUGCCAUCCAAAAACAGAAUUGUUUUUUUCUUGGCCGCUAAUUGUUAUCGUGGGAAGAACUAACUACGCGCUCUCCAAAGGCUAAAUCCACGGAUUACACCAUCUGGCAAGAAUAGUAAUGAGAAAGAUGAAGCAAUAUUUGUUCCUGGUUUUACCAUGCAAAUAAGUUCCUCAUUGUCAGAGUGGGUGCCGGAGGCUUUCACUCGCAGAAUUCUUUUUAGUCCGGCUGAAGGCCAGAGAUCGUGUUUACGAAAGCCUCCGUCCAAAUCAGCUUUAAUAACACUUGUUACAUCCCUGUAGCCAGGUGGGGCGAGGUGUGGGUUACAUGGGGCUUAUACGUUAUAUAUAAGCUAUAUCAGUAUGUGCAGAGGCAAAGGGGAUGGUUUUUUAGCAUCUUAGUCCGAUAAGGCGAAAGAUUUAGAACAUUUUGUUCUGAGAUGGGGAAGGUUUCCACUGUGGUUCGCACUUUGGCUCUCCCUUCCCCUCCCCCCCCCCCGGGAAAAAAUCCUCAAUUCAACUACAACCAAGGUUACAGUUGAAAAAGGAAAGAAAAGACGGUGACUAGACUUUUUUUGUUAUUAUCGUCUCUAAGCUGCGGCUGUAAAUUAUAGCAUGUGCUUUGUAACAUUUGAGUAAAUUUAUAAAAAACAUGUGGCCGCUUUAGCAGAAGUAACCUUGGAUUCAGUAAAGCACACUCUCUCUUUGUCAGAAAUAAAUGCAAAUUUCCUUCACAGGCUUGUAAUUUUCUAAGCUUGUAAAUCAAUUUACAUAUCCAUCAAGUUAUAUUUGAAGUGAACCGCUGCCAAAAGUUGCGACUCAAAACUGUGAAGAUUUCACAAAAAGAAACAGCAACAAAAACACGAGAACAGAAACACGCAAUGGAAAUCCAUCUGUGCAUUAAGUCUUAGUUCUGUAUAUUUAGGGGCUCGUUUGGCUCGGCAGUGGGUGAAAUGAAAGAAGGAGGAAUAAUCUUUAUCUAAUAUUCAGUGGCACGUUAGGUUCGGCGGUGGAUGCGCCGGGCUUUUCUGUUAACAAAGUAGCAAACGAUCCAAACGAGCCGGCUCGAUUAAUGGGUGGUGAAAGAUAGCCAUAUUCUGCGAUUACGCCUGAGAAAAUCUGGCUUCGCACGCAAAAAAAAAGAAAAAGUUUUCACUUAUAAAUAGUCGCAAAUAAACAAAGGGCAAGAAAAAAGUGGUUCACUAGAAGAACAUUAACAUUUUGGGACUGCACUUUCCUGCUGAAACAAUUUUCUGUGCUGUCACACACGGACUAAACAUCUCCUUAACCCACCCCCGUGAAAGACUCAUGGCACGAAAAAAUAUUACGAUCACGUUUUUCACGCACAAAUCACAUUGACGCGUGAUAACUGGCAAGUACUGAGCGAAAAUAGAGCGUUAACUCUCUCUCGCCCGUUAAAAUGUAUCUUGAUAACAGGAAAACAACAGAGAAAGCUUAGCAAGUAGAAUUCAGCGUUUGCAAUAAAAUUGUUCAUGGCAUCCACCUGCUUUGAAUAUAUUGACACAAGCUGCUGAAUGUGCGAAACUCGGGUAGAAAAUGAAAAAAAAAUUCUGUUAUCUGUCGAUUCAUCAUUAAACUGGUGAUAAAUUAAAUUUGAUUAAAACGAAAGUAGAAAUACUUAACCUGGAAAAACACAAAGUAAUAACUUGGACGCGGCUCUGUCACGACAGACAUGAUCGUUUAUCUUUUAAAGCCCAUAUUUAGCAUUUAGGUUUUUUGACAGAGUUGGGUUUUUGAUCAAUAAUUGAUCGACUUUGUUUGGCAUUGGCGCCAAGUAGCCAUUCAGCGCCCACGAAUAACAAGGACCGCCUCGCUGAAUUUACAAGCAAAAAGAAAAGCGAUACACGUCUCACGCUUAGAUCCCAGCUGUCCUGGGCAAGAUAUGCGGCAUACGCGUGUUAGAAAUGACUCCCCGUGCCGACAUGGAGAUUUGUUAACAGUAGAUACGAGAUUUCAGGCGUAACAUCGAGAAGAAACUAGCGACAAAGAGCACAGCUCACGUUGCAGGAUGAUUUUUACGCAGAUUUUUCGUUACCUGGACGAUAGAGACGCUGAAGAGGUCCGGCGUCAAACCACUGACAAUUCAGACAACUCGAAAUCGCGGCCGAUCGCUGAUUCUCGGUUUCAAGGGGUUCCAGCGGAGAAACAAGAUAACAAAUUUGGGCAGAUUUCUUGCAAAGGUGUUCCAUGUUUACUUCCAGAAGGCAAGCAAACAAGCAGAACUAAAGCGCUGUCCAGCGCUCCACUAGCUCAAGGAUUUUCAACUUUACGCGCAGAUACACGUAGCAGUCCAAAGACAACAACAGUUCAUACAGUUUUGCCCCCGAUUGCAAAAGCACCAAUAAGAACGGGCGAAAAACCGCUAGUAGUCAAUGACAAAAUCCCAGCAAAACUACCACCAAUCGACCCAUUGACAGGCAAAGCAAGACUGUGUACGAAGAAAACGAGGUCGUGUUCAAAGAUGAAUGGAGAAACGUUGUGUGAAAACACUAUGAACGCGACACAAUACCCGGGGGGACAUCAACGGCGUUCGCGAACACCGCAAGAUCGCGCCGGGCUACUGAACAACGAUGGGAAAGUUAAGCAGGCAAUUGAUCUUGCCGGAGAGAUGAAUGAUUGUCUAAUAAAGGACUCGAAAGUUGUGGAGAGCUUGCAGAAAGAACGGCGGAGAACGCAGUUUUCAUUUGACGAUAUGUCUUUGGCCAAAGUCAGCAUAAAGAGUACUUUUAAUCAGCGAUAUGCCAAAAAACUAGACAGCGAAAGUACGAAAAUAGCCGAAUCAACACAGGCUGAUGGGAUUAACGCAGAAAAAACUAGCAAUUACUUAAUUUCAGGGCAGUUCGAGACGAAUAAGCCUUUUCCAGAUAGUGAGGAAUCACGCGAGCAAUACAGAAAGAUAGGAGAUGUAUACACAUUACUAGCAGUAAGCGAACACAACACACAAGAUGGAAGACUGUCAGUAGAACGAAACAUUGAAGCCGUAAAGACUCGAUGCAAUAGCUCACCCUGUGUACAAAGCGCAGAAUAUUUACGUUUGCAAACAUUCAACGCUUCUAAUAAUCACGUGUGUGGCUCCUUAGUAACGGAGGGAAAGAGCGAAACCAUGGUUCGCUUGAUUACCUUCGACAAAGGAAGACGAAAUGCAAUCUGUGAAGUCCUAGAAAAAAGCAUUGGACCUGAAUAUGGUUCAAGUUUGUACGAAAAGCGGCAAAAUUUAAUGAGCAUGUGAAGAAGGCUUUCAAGGGAAACGGGAUCAAAAUGAACUCAUAGCCAGGUGAUUUAUGUGUUUUGAAACUGCAAAAUUUCCGCGCUGUUUCACCACGACAUCCGCUUUCAGUGUGCAAAAGACGAAAAAGCCUCGUGUCAAACUCAUGCAUUGAACAGGAAAAGGAUGUUUUGUCGCUCAACGGAAAACGCCAACUCAAUUUUGUUGACAAUCGUAAUUUAAGUUUUAUUUUCUCGUCGCCGUUUAAUGUUUUAACGCGAUUUCAAGGAACGAUCCGACAAAUAGUUUCAAGGAAAACCGACGUUGUAAAAAUAAUAAAAAAAAUAAUGCUAAGAAUUAUGAAGUAAUUCACUUAUUUUAAUGAACGGUGAGAAGAUUUUGACAGAAUAUCCGGUGGUAUAAAUAUAGGAGUUACUUGUGUAAAGAACUAUUGGUAAAAAGCAACACCUGAUCUGAAUUUUAAUUUGACUCUCAGAAUAAAUUACAGUUUAGCUCGA
Messenger RNA from Orbicella faveolata, 4578 nucleotides. RefSeq lists its product as uncharacterized. Lineage: Eukaryota; Metazoa; Cnidaria; Anthozoa; Scleractinia; Merulinidae. The record is from RefSeq and is a predicted model, not a curated record.